CGGAAUGAGCAGCGCCUCGCCGUUUCAAUUAAACGACUUAAAUAAGCGAUUGCAACUGUAAUUGUGUUUGAUUGCUUUUUAUAUCGAAUUAUAGAGACAAUAUUUACUUUCACCAUUAAAACAGUUCUGUCUUUUCUCUGCACUUUGCAGAAAGUUAAUGGGAACAUUUAGGAGCUCAGCCAGCUGCAAACAUCCGAGAAUUAAUUUUCACGAUAGUCGGUUUGAAUUCUAAUGGAACUAAUUGGGACAUUAAACUUAUCUACUCUUUGGAAGCAUCAUAAAUGCGCUGCCAUUAUGCUCAGUACUACCCGUAUGAAAAAAUCAUUACAUAUAAAAAGAAAUGAGGGUAAGAAUCGAGCUUCAAUUGUAGAGUUGACUUUUUGGUUGGUGCAAUUCCGAAUAGAUGUUUCUUAGAUGAGGAUCACGAUUCUGAUUCCAAUAUCGCUGAUACUGGUUACUUUCAUUGGUGGCGCAAAAAUGACUUGGCUGCCGCAUUCACUUUCGUGGAGAAACCAUGGACUGUGGGGUCUAUUUGGAAAGAAGCCAGCGUCGCAAUAUGGUGGCUGUAAUCACUAUGGACAUGGCGGAAGUUUUUAUUCGUGGCCAUAUCACUGUGGAAAACCAUUAGCUUAUCCCAGGCCUCAAAUAUAUGUUCCAUCAGCUGCCCUUUACUAUCAUUACCCAGUGACGCUUAGGCCGACUAUCGCGAAGCCAACAAUAUCAGAUCCCGCGAUCGCGUACUACCCACAUCAACAACAACCGCCGGUAGUAUGGCGGGAUCACCGGCUAGUUACUAGCAGCGUAUUGUUACGUAACCCGCUCAAACGGCAUAAAAGUAUUAUUCAUUCAGAUUUAUCACAACCUCAGCAGCACCAGCAACCGGUCGUUGUCGCGCCUAAUGGCAUUUUUAUUCUAAACAGAGCCGGGUCAUCAGACCCUAACCAUGUUACUGGAGGCAAGGAGCUGGGAAGUAGCACAGAGUCAAGACAACAAUUAAAAGCGGAAUCUACUGCACUUUUAACUGGGUAAUUGUCUUGCGUUUGCCAGCACAAUGUUUGUUAUGUAAAUAAAUCAAUAUAUGUUGGAAUUUGGUACUACUUUCGAUGUCGGUUUGACCUGUAUCCGCCGGUGUUCGAUUUGUGGAGGCUCAGCAUUAUUGGGUCCUCAUACGCGCGCAGUUUCAAAUGAAGGCAUUACAUAAACGUAAUAACUAAGCAUAAUUUAUAUGAUUGGUAUAAUAUCCGAUUGGCUUAGAGCGGGUUAAUAAAAAUAUUGUGCAUCUGAAUUUGCAUAA
This is a messenger RNA of Hermetia illucens (black soldier fly), 1294 nucleotides long. RefSeq lists its product as uncharacterized. Lineage: Eukaryota; Metazoa; Arthropoda; Insecta; Diptera; Stratiomyidae. The record is from RefSeq and is a predicted model, not a curated record. The transcript has 2 exons. The coding region runs from base 415 to 1029 and encodes 204 amino acids.